GACUUUGUGAACAGGAAGGAUGUUGACGUGUUUUCCGCAGGCUCACACCGGGGAAAGUUGUUUCCUGAACCAAUGCUUUCAACACCAAACCCUCGCCCUCCUACAAAAUGACUGAAGCGGACUUUAUGAACUGUUAAUACUCGUGUUUUUCUUUGUUUUUUCUUCAUUUUUCUCGCCCAUGUCCCGCCUGUUAUUGAGCUGUCUGAUGGGAAGAUGAGCUCGGAGAAGAAAGACACAGUGGCGAGCCUGCAGGCCCAGCUAGCCGAGUACCGGGCCCAGGCCGAGCACUGGCAGGGCGUGGCAACCAUCUGUGAGCUGAGCAAACAGGAGGAACUGGCCGAGCUGCAGAAACAAUGUGAUGAAGAGAUACAGUCUCUGCAGGAGGCGCUCAGAGAGACUGCAGCUCAGUAUGAAGCCAGGAUAGCAGUGCUGCAGUCCCAGCCUGUGGACUGGAGGAGAACCAGUGGACACAACGCAACCAGCAGCAGGAAGGGCCGGGGCGACGCCGACUUCUCCACUAAUGACUCUCCAACAUCGGGUGUCAAUAGCUCGAAAGAGGAUGAAGCAGCUUCGCCUGCGGACCAAACGAGAAGUCAACCAGCAGAGUCGGAGGCAGCGGCAGAAGGAGAAAGCUCGGCACUCUCGGCCGAGGGUUAUUUCUCAUUGCAGAACUGCGACUCGGCAUCGCUGUCCUCGUUCUCCUUGGACACGCCGUCUCUGCCCAGAAAGCUCCUCGCUCAGGACGACACAGAUUCGCUGGUUUCCACAGGAACGCUGGUUCCCGAAGCCAUCUACCUGCCGCCAGCCGGACACCGCCUCGUAACGCACAGCGACUGGGACGCCAUGAACGCGCAGCUGUCAGAGCUGCGAGGGGAAGUGAGCCGGCUGCAGGCGGAGAAGGAGGAGCUGGAGAGAGAGCUGGAUACACACACCCACCAAACCCACAAACAGGUCUCACUGCUCCAGUCUCAGGUCCAGGCCUCAGAGACGCUUCUACAAGAUUUACAGAAAUCUUUCAGCCAAUCACAGAAUGCUGUGCAGAGCCGGCUGGCAGAGCUGUCCCUGUCUCAGCGGAAAAUGUGCUGUGAAUUGUCCAGGCUCAGGGGAGAAGAGGUUGACGAGAGCUUACUAGAUCCCCUGUCGUCCCUCUCGAGCGCACAGCAUGGGGCGCACUGUGAGGAGCGGCUUCGCAUUGAGAUUGUCAAUCUGAGGGAGCAGCUGGACAGUCGGACUGAGGAGAACGAUGUUUUAGAGGUGCAGCUGUCCACUCUGAGGACGGAGACGGAGAAGAUCCAGGCUCAGAAGGACCAGCAGCAGGCUGAGCUGCUUUCCUGCCGCAGUGAACUGGACGCCCUGCGGGUGGCGCUCACUCAUUUGCAGAGCUCGAACAAAACCCUCACUCAUGAUAAAGCCGUUCUUCACCAACAGUGUCUGGAGCUCCGAAGCCAAGUGAUCAGUCUUCGCUCUCAGGUGGACACCAGCCAGACCGUGCAGAGAGACUUCGUCGAGCUCUCCCAGUCGCUUCAGGUGAAGCUGGAGUUGAUCCGGCAGGCGGAGAGUCUGGAACAGGUCAAGGAGAUUCUGGGGGAGAGCGUCCGUGAAGCGGAGUCUCAGCCGGCUGACGCCUCGUGAGCGUUAGCGGAGAAUAAGAUUAGGAAACCAAAGUAAACAUAUCUCCCGGACCGAGAGUCCACAUGCCGAACUGACAGGCCAGAUAAUGCAACACUGAUUUCCUUUUUCGCAUUAAGACACUGGAACCUCUCACAGACGGUAUUGUCUGCUUCCACUAAGCUUAAAGAAACGGUUGAUCGAGAACCAUUUUUAUAUUUACUUCUGGUAACACAUUCCUUCAUUCCUGUACAGCACUAAUGCUAACCUGAACGUAAUUUGUUCAUGAAACUGACACUCAUCUGCGCAACACUUGACUCUGCAGUGAUUCUGCAUAUUUAAGCAAUAUUUCCCAGUGAAGAAGGUCCUCUAUGCAGCUCAGUGCAAUAAGGAUGGAUAAAGCAAUGCAAAAUAGAGGAUUUUUAAUGUAUUUUGUUUUUAUAUGUAAUUAAUCAUCUAUUUGUUGUCAUUUAUUGGGCGAGUAGACGUAGAACCCAUACCUUUUAAAUUUCAAUAUACAACUGAGAUUAGAAAAUGAAAGCGUUGUAUUAGUAGAGGCAUAUAAAUGUGUAGCAUGUUUUUUGUUUGUUUUAUUACACACUGAAGAUGAAAAACAAGUUGUCACAUUAUGUCUCUCAAGCAUUAAGGUCACAAUCAAACAGGUAUGAUAAAGUUCUGCGGCUCAGAGCUUUUUGCAGUUUGACUGUACAUGCAGACAGAUUAAGAGUUACAAAUCCCAUUAUCCUCAGUACACAUCUUUAUUCUUUAAGAAUAAAAUAAACAGAAUAGCUUUAAAAUACCGUAACUAUAUAUUAUUUUUGGAACAUACACAGAAAGAAAAAAACACAAUACUUUUGCAGCUUUUUGAUGUAUUGUCAGAUGCCUUUUGUGUCUCCUGUUGAUUUCACACCACUUGAUGUUUAGAUCAAGUGACUCGGCGAGUUUUCAUUCAUUUGCAGCAUUGUGCUGUUUUUAUCUCUCCGUCC
Messenger RNA from Xiphophorus maculatus (southern platyfish), 2594 nucleotides. RefSeq names its product rab GTPase-binding effector protein 2-like (gene rabep2). The record is from RefSeq and is a predicted model, not a curated record. Gene Ontology annotation, biological process: endocytosis. The coding region runs from base 214 to 1632 and encodes 472 amino acids. Gene Ontology annotation, cellular component: intracellular membrane-bounded organelle. NCBI's taxonomy places the organism in Eukaryota, Metazoa, Chordata, Actinopteri, Cyprinodontiformes, Poeciliidae. Gene Ontology annotation, molecular function: growth factor activity; GTPase activator activity. The transcript has 12 exons.